GUUCCCGACUGCACCCCCGCACCACCCCUAGCCCCCAUUACACCACCCCAGCCCCCAAACCUUCUUGCACCCCCUGCUGCACGCCAACCCCCUGCACCCCCACUGACUGUACCGUCUAGCAUGACCCCACUACGCUGCCACAACCGUGCACCGCCCCCUGACUGCACCCCCAGCUCCCCACUGCAUCCCUUAGCCCCCCUGCACCGCCCCAACCCCCUACACCGCCACUGAUUGCACCCCAGCCCCCCACGGCAACCCCAGCACUCCCUACACUGCGCUCUGCACCCCCCCAGCCCCCCCGCAUCCUGCCCACCUCCCCCGCCUUUCCUGCGCCCCAUCCAGCCCCCCGUACCCCUACCUCUACCCCACCGACUCCCCUGGACACACACACACCGGACCCAGAAGUUUGGGGUACAAACUUUCCAGUGUGAGCACCUAAUGAUCGCCCGCCCUGCCCUGCCCUCUACCCCGCCCCCGCGUGCCGGGCCCGAUUCCCCCGGGAAGGUGGGGGGGAGGGGGGUCUGAGCUGGGCCUGGAGUCUGCGCCCCUCCCCCACCUGCUGCGUGCGCGCCCUCUGGCGGCGAACCCCGGGUGCUGCGCCUGCCGCGCCAGCCCCGUCUGAAAUUACCGCGCAGGGAACUAACCCUGCGGCCCAGAAUAGCGCGGCCUGGCGGGGGCGGGGGCCGGUUGUACCGGGACCCCUCGCUUGGCGCUGGCAUGCAGCUGCCUCUGGAGUGGUGCGGGGGCUGUUUGUACAAGGACCCCUCACACAGGGGCAGGGGCCAGUUAUACAGGGACCCCUCGCCUGGCGCUGGCAUGCAGCUGCCUCUGGGGUGGGGCAGGGGCUGGUUACAAAUCUCCCCACACAGCAGUUUGAGAGAGAAGCUGAAGAGGAAAAGCCUGCAUCCCACUGACGCGGCCGGGGCCAAACGCAGGCAGCAAAGUGGCAUUUGGCCCAGGGGUCCCGACCUGACCCCCCGGAGGCCCCACCCCACGCCCUGCCACACAGCGCCCCCUAGUGCCGCACUGGGCUCAGCACUGGCUGCCAGGGGACUCGCACACACCUGCAGCGCAGUCCCUGGCCGGACCGACAGGGGUCUCGGCAGGUGCAGGGAGGGGAUCUCCCCUCUGGGCUUGGCGCAGGGGCCACGUGGCUGGAUCCGUGCCCAGUGCUGGGCCCUGUGCUCCCCGCGCCUGGUGCUGGGCCCCCCACAUUUCCUGCGGCUGGUGCUGGGCCCCCUGCGCUCCCUGCCGGCUAGUGAGACGCUGGGGAGGGGCCGGAGCAGAGCCCUGAGGAUGAUUCAAGGGUUCAAAGCCCUGCCCCAGAGCCAAGCUGCCAGGAGCUCCCACUGUUCAGCCGGGCCCAGGGAGGGUUGUGGGGGACUUGGUCCCUAUCUCUCGGCUCCGGGGUCGGGGGCUCUUCACUUCAGCAGCGAAAGGCCAGACGCGCCCUGGCCGGGAGGGGGAGCUAGACCCGGUCGGACAGGGCAUUGGGAGACCACAAGCUGGACCACGGAUCCCCCGUCCCUGACCAUGUGAAAUCCCUGAGCUCUGAGAUCUGCUCCGGUGAUGGUUUGGGGGCCGGGCUGUGGCCUGUGUGGUGCACACAGAUCCCUACUGCCCUGAGAAUUCCCACCCCACUCCCUGCAACACAGGUCCCCUCGGCUGGCCCUGGGGACCAGAGAGUACCCCCCCGAAUCCCCCAUCCCAGUCCCCCAGCACCGUGGAAGUCUCCUAGCCAAGCGUGAAGCCUGCCAGCAGCUGUUCGAGCUAGUGCGUGAGGCCGGAAGGCUGCAGAGCUGGGCAGGACCCGCGGGGGCGGGCAUGCAGUGGGGCGCAUCUCCUGCUGAUGGGCACCGAGGAGAAAAGCCAGGACCCGGACGGACGCUUUGCACAUGCAGAGCCGGCUGCAGCACGCAGGGCUUCUGCUCCGCACCCCGGCACCAGGAGACGUGAACCCCGACCACCAUGGAGACGGGGCCAGCGUGGGUCUGUGUCCUGAUCCCCCUCUGCCUCUUGCCGGGCCCAUCCCCAAGGCUCCGGCUGGUGAGCUGUGGUGUGUCCCCACCCCCACAGGACAUCUUUGCCACGAGCUCUGCACAAACACGACAGCGCUGUGCAAUGGGACCACCUCGAAUGUGACCGAGGUCCUCCCGGCCCCCAGCACCCCUUGGCCCAGGCGCCCCGUGGUCAGGGUGCAAACCAGCCCGGCCGCCCAGCUCCUGGCGGAGAACAGCCUUGUGAAGGUGGAGGCUGGCCUCACCUCUGUGACUGUCCCUGAGGGGGGCCGGGCGACCCUGGAGUGCCGGUUCGAAGCCCCGUCUGGGGCCCGGGUCACCUGGAGCCGAGCCUCUCGGAACUGCAGCGAGCCCAUCCUGGUGGCCAAUGGCACCGGUCCCCAGCACAGCGUGGCCAUCACCGCAGGCACCGGCAUCUCCAUCCUCAGCUUCCACUCCGCCAGGAAGAGCGACAUCGGCCUGUAUUUCUGCCAGGUGCAAACUGACGAGGCCUGGGGCCAGUCGUGCGGCACCUACCUGCGGGUUCGCAAACCCAUCCCGGUUCCAUUCCUGAACAUGCGGGAAUCCACCAAGAACCAGCUGAUCACCGCCGAGGGCAUCCUGCUCCUGUUCUGUGCUGUGGGGCCCGGCAUCUUCCUCCUCUUCAGGAGAUGGGAGAAUGAGCGGCUGCUGCAGUCCAAGAAGAACGAGUACGAAGAGGAGAAUCUGUACGAGGGCCUGAACCUGGACGAGUGCUCCAUGUACGAGGACAUCUCGCGGGGCCUGCAUGCCACCUACCAGGACGUGGCCAACCUCCACGUGCUCGACAUGCAGCUGGAGAAGCCGUGAGGGGGGCACCGGCUGUGACCCGGGGACCUCUUGGUGCCAGCUGGGUCCCUGGGUCUGGUCUCUCCACGGCAGUUUGUCCCAGGCUGCUGGGUGAGGCCUCCGCCGCAAGCCUGCGUCACCCUGAUUGUCGCCACGCUGGGAGGGGAGGGGAGUUGUGCGUUUACACGGACCGUUCUGCUCUGGGGGCCUGGGAGCCGGGUGCUCUCCCCAAGGGGAGAACCGAGUUCCUCUCAGGCAGGAGACGCUUGUCGGGCUAAAUGUCACGUCGCAAUGGGUGCGCUCCCCACUGAGCGAAGUGCGGGGCAAGGCACGGUGAACUCGCCGGGGAGAUCUCAGCAGACCCCGCAGCAGCGGGAAGUGUGGACCGAUGGCAGAGGGUGCAGAGAUCCACCCGGGUACCCUUCACCUGGGGACAGACUGCCGGGGUGCUUGUCUUACAAUGGGGGGGGGGGCGGGGGUGUCGCAGCCCACUGAGUCGUUAAUUUAGGUGAGCUAAACUUCAUUAGCGCAGCAGUGUCUUGUCACUUCCCGCUGGGCGUGUUAUGAGUUUAUUUUACAUGUAGCCGUUUCUCUCUGCCUCUCGCUGUCACUCCAGUCUGUUCAAUAAACGUGUCCGUGUUCUCUCGCUAAA
Messenger RNA from Caretta caretta (loggerhead turtle), 3477 nucleotides. The record is from RefSeq and is a predicted model, not a curated record. NCBI's taxonomy places the organism in Eukaryota, Metazoa, Chordata, Testudines, Cheloniidae.